Messenger RNA from Cuscuta campestris, 2205 nucleotides. NCBI's taxonomy places the organism in Eukaryota, Viridiplantae, Streptophyta, Magnoliopsida, Solanales, Convolvulaceae. The record is from the annotation of a GenBank genome assembly.
AGUAUUUUCCACGGAGUAUGGCACAGACAACUUUUCCAACUUGGGAUUUUCUCAAAAAACCUCCCUAAAACCCUUCAGAGAAUCCCUAAAUUCGCCGACAAUUCACCUCUCUUUUCCGGCCAUGACGAAGCCGUCGAAGCUCAACGUCUCCAACCCCAAGCUAUUGGUUGCGAUCGGCGUUGGCGUCGCCGGAGUCCUGAUCGUUGCUGAGCUCCGGCGGCGGCGGCGGCUGAGAGCCAAAGACUCGAUCAAAGAAGACUUUGGCGCCUUUAUCGAACGCUUCGAGCUUCUUCCUUUUCCUCAGCCGCCUCCUCCCGCCGCUCGUCUUCCCCUUUCUGGUCUCACAUUUGCCAUCAAAGACAAUAUUGAUGUAAAGGGGUACGUGACCGGGUUCGGAAGUGCAGAGUGGAAGAGGACGCAUGAAGCUUCCGGAAUGACUGCCAUGGUUGUGACGGCUCUGCUGAAGGCUGGAGCUACCUGUGUUGGAAAGACAGUUAUGGAUGAGCUCGGUAUUGGAUUAACUGGAAUGAAUGCGCACUAUGGAACUCCAACUAACCCAAAGUUGCUAUCUCACAUUCCUGGUGGCUCAUCCAGCGGUUCAGCUGUUGCUGUUGCAUCCAAACUUGUUGAUUUUUCACUUGGUACUGAUACCACUGGUUGUGUCAGAUUGCCAGCAUCGUUUUGUGGCAUUAUCGGGUUUAGGGCAUCUCAAGGGGUUGUAUCAGCUAUUGGUGUUUUGCCAGUUUCCCAAAGUUUGGACACUAUUGGUUGGUUUUCUCAGGACCCUUCAAUUUUGCAUAAAGUUGGACACACUUUACUUCAGCUCACUCCUUCUGAAACCAAGGGGAAGAGACGCUUUCUCGUAGCUGAUGAUCUUUUUCAACUGUCUAAGGUUCCCACACAGAAGACCAUCUCAGUUGUCAACAGAGCAAUAGGAAAAUUGUCUGGCUACCAGGUGCCUCUUCACAUCAAUCUUGGAAAGUAUAUUGCUUCAAAUGUUCCCAGUUUGAAAAGUUUUCAAGAAGAAUCUAUUCAUCAGAACCAGGGAAUAUCAACUUUAAGAGUUCUCUCUACUGUGAUGUCUCAACUGUUAAGAUACGAGUUCAAGACCAAUUAUGAAGAAUGGAUUAACGAAGUCAAACCCAAGCUUGCUUCUGAUGUUGCUGAUUGCAUUUCUGCGGCCAUUACCUCAAUCCCUGAAAGCAUCAAGCUUCUUUAUAAGGUCAAGACUGAAAUGCGAGCUGCUCUUCAGAGUCUCCUAAAGGAUGAUGGGAUAUUACUCAUUCCCACAGUUGCAGACCCUCCAUCAAAACUAUCAAAGAAAGGUUUAUCUACUGAAAUUCGUCAAAGAACAUAUGCUUUGUUGAGCAUUGCCAGUUUGUCAGGCUGCUGCCAGGCAGCUAUCCCAUUUGGAGAACAUGAAAAAUAUCCUAUCUCUGUGUCAUUCAUCGCAUCUCACAGAAAUGAUAAAUUUUUGCUGGAUACUAUCAUGGAUAUGUUUUCCAAAAUUCAAGAGGAAGUAAGCAUGGUUCCAAACACAUUACCGUUAUCUGAAGAUAGCAUGGUUGACUCUGAAAUUUUGAAAGAAAAGGGAAAUGCUGCAUAUAAGAAUAAACAGUGGAAUAAGGCUGUCAACUACUAUACAGAAGCAAUAAAAUUAAAUGAGAUUAAUUCAACUUACUAUAGCAACAGGGCAGCUGCGUACUUGGAAUUGGGACGUUUCCAACAAGCUGUAAGUGACUGUACUAGUGCAAUCUCUCUUGAUAAAAAGAAUGUUAAGGCGUAUUUAAGACGAGGCACAGCUAGGGAAUCACUUCUUUUCUUUAAUGAGGCUCUUCAAGAUUUUAAGCAUGCACUUGUGCUGGAACCAAAGAAUAAGUUAGCCCAUCAAACAGAGCAGAGACUGAGGAAACUUGUAAGUUGAGUCUUCCUGCGUCUCAAUAGCAUUCAAGCAUUGAACUUUACCAAGAAAAGCACACGGAGUCCAGAAGGAGAGAGUUUUGCUGACAGGAAGAAUGAUUCGUGGCGACAUUAUUAGGUACAUAAAAUGUUUCACAUUCAGCACAGAAAGAGUCAUAUUGUAAAUACAAUGUUUUUUUUGUGCCUUGCUCACCUUCCCAAUGUGGCAUCUCCUUUUGUUUCUGAACUAUGCUUAGUAUGAUUUUUGGCAUGUGUUCGAUACGAAAAUGAAAACGAGUCAAGUUC